GUCGGCGGCUCCUCUGCUUUCCCCCCUCCGGGAUCCUCCGGCGGCAGCUGAUGGAAGGGAACAGCUCUUUGUAAUGAGAGCUUCAAAGAUAUGAUCUUGAUUAAAAAGAAAGAGAGGUUUCCCUCUACAGUCAAAUCAAAUUCGGUUUAUCUACCCAGAUAAGUGCUACUUGGCUGAUUGUCCUAUAUAAUGGCAAAACCGUAUGAAUUUAACUGGCAGAAGCCAGUUCCAACCUUCCUGCAAGAUGGAGCUGUGUUUGACAGAUAUGAAGAGGAAUCUUUCGUCUUUGAACCAAGCUGUCUCUUUAAAGUGGACGAAUUUGGGUUUUUUCUAACAUGGAAAAGUGAAGGAAAGGAAGGGCAAGUUUUAGAAUGCUCCCUAAUCAACAGUAUUCGUGUGGGAGCAGUACCAAAGGACCCCAAAAUGUUAGCUGCUCUUGAGGCUGUUGGCAAAGCAGAAAAUGAACUGGAAGGACGUAUCGUGUGCGUCUGUAGCGGCACGGAUCUGGUGAACAUCAGCUUCACAUACAUGGUAGCAGAAAGCACUGAGGAGGCAAAGCAAUGGGUUGAUGGACUCCGAUCAAUCAUACGUAACUUUAGAGCAAACAAUGUCUGUCCCAUGACAUGCCUCAAGAAACACUGGAUGAAACUGGCAUUUCUGACUAACACUAACAGCAAGAUUCCAGUUAGAAGCAUUACCCGAACUUUUGCAUCAGGUAAAACUGAAAAGGUGAUCUUUCAGGCACUUAAGGAAUUGGGUCUUCCUAGUGGAAAGAAUGAUGAAAUAGAGCCUUCAGCUUUUACCUAUGAGAAAUUUUACGAACUGACCCAGAAGAUAUGUCCUCGUACUGAUAUAGAGGAUCUUUUUAGGAAAAUCAAUGGAGACAAAACUGAUUAUUUAACGGUAGACCAAUUAGUGAGCUUUCUAAAUGAACAUCAACGAGAUCCUCGACUGAAUGAAAUUUUAUUUCCAUUCUAUGAUCCCAAAAGAGCAAUGAAGAUAAUUGAGAUGUAUGAGCCAGAUGAAGAUUUAAAAGGCAGAGGUCUCAUGUCAAGUGAUGGGUUUUGCCGGUACUUGAUGUCAGAUGAAAACGCACCCGUCUUCCUAGACCGUUUAGAACUAUACCAAGAAAUGGAACAACCCUUGGCUCACUACUUCAUUAGCUCCUCCCACAACACAUAUCUCACAGGAAGACAGUUUGGUGGGAAGUCAUCUGUGGAGAUGUAUAGACAAGUCCUCUUAGCUGGAUGCAGAUGCGUGGAACUUGAUUGCUGGGACGGAAAAGGUGAAGACCAAGAACCAAUAAUAACACACGGAAAGGCAAUGUGUACAGACAUUCUUUUCAAGGAUGUGAUUCAAGCCAUUAGGGAAACCGCAUUUGUAACAUCUGACUACCCUGUCAUCCUGUCCUUUGAAAAUCACUGCAGCAAGUAUCAACAAUACAAAAUGUCAAAAUACUGUGAAGAUAUUUUUGGAGAUCUUCUGUUAAAGCAGCCACUGGAAGCAUAUCCACUUGAACCAGGAAGAUCCCUGCCGUCUCCAAACGAGCUUAAAAGAAAGAUCCUUAUUAAAAACAAACGGUUAAAGCCUGAAGUGGAAAAAAAACAGCUUGAAACCUUGAAAAGUAUGAUGGAAGCUGGUGAAACUGCUGCUCCCGUCAGCAUUUUGGAAGAUGAUAAUGAAGAAGAGAUAGAAAGUGCUGACCAAGAAGAGGAGGCCCAUCCGGAGUACAAAUUUGGAAGUGAGCUCUCUGCAGAUGACUUGAGCCAAAAAGAAUCUGUAGCCAACCAUGUGAAAAAGGCUGUGGACGAUUCUGAACAAGAAAACAAUAAAAAGGGUGUAAUAACUGCAGAAGAUGAGCAAGCGUGGAUGGCGUCUUACAAAUAUGUAGGAGCCACAACUAAUAUACACCCGUACUUAUCCACGUUGAUCAACUAUGCUCAGCCUGUUAAGUUUCAAGGUUUCCAUGUAGCAGAAGAACGCAACAUUCACUACAAUAUGUCCUCUUUUAAUGAGUCUGUCGGGCUCGGUUAUUUGAAAACACAUGCAAUUGAGUUUGUGAACUAUAAUAAACGGCAAAUGAGUCGGAUAUACCCAAAGGGAGGCAGAGUGGAUUCCAGCAAUUACAUGCCUCAAAUUUUCUGGAACGCUGGAUGCCAGAUGGUCUCACUCAACUAUCAGACCCCAGAUUUAGCAAUGCAGUUGAAUCAGGGAAAAUUUGAAUAUAAUGGGUCGUGCGGGUAUCUUCUUAAACCAGAUUUUAUGCGGAGACCUGAUCGAACAUUUGACCCUUUCUCUGAAACUCCUGUAGAUGGUGUCAUUGCAGCAACGUGUUCAGUACAGGUAAUAUCUGGCCAGUUUUUAUCAGACAAAAAGAUUGGUACGUACGUCGAAGUGGAUAUGUAUGGCCUUCCCACUGACACUAUACGUAAGGAAUUCCGAACACGGAUGGUGAUGAACAAUGGUUUGAAUCCUGUUUACAACGAGGAAUCAUUUGUAUUCCGAAAGGUUAUUCUACCAGACCUUGCAGUCUUGAGGAUAGCUGUUUAUGAUGACAACAACAAAUUGAUCGGACAAAGGAUAUUGCCUCUAGAUGGUCUGCAAGCAGGUUAUAGACACAUUUCCCUCCGAAAUGAAGGCAACAAACCAUUGUCUCUGCCAACAGUCUUCUGCAACAUUGUCCUCAAAACAUAUGUGCCUGACGGUUUUGGAGACAUCGUGGAUGCCUUGUCAGAUCCAAAGAAAUUUUUAUCUGUCAUGGAGAAAAGAGCAGACCAGAUGAGAGCUAUGGGGAUUGAAACCAGUGAUAUAGCUGACGUUCCAAAUGACACUUCAAAGAAUGAUAAGAAAGGCAAAGCUAAUAAUCCCAAAGCAAAUGUUACGCCUCAGACGAGCUCUGAACUUAGACCAAAUACCACUUCUGGUGUGGGACCUGGAAUGGAAGCUAAGAAAGGUAUAGAUCUUAUUCCUCAAAUAAAGAUAGAGGACUUAAAGCAAAUGAAGGCAUAUAUAAAGCAUUUGAAAAAACAGCAAAAAGAAUUGAAUGCAUUGAAGAAGAGGCAUGCAAAGGAACACUGUGUUAUGCAGAAGUUACACUGCACACAAGUUGACAAAAUAGUAGCACAAUACGACAAAGAGAAGUUAGCUUAUGAGAAAAUCCUCGACAAGGCCAUCAAGAAAAAGGGAGGAAAUAAUUGCCUUGAGAUGAAAAAAGAAAUAGAAAAUAAAGUUCAGAUACUAACAUCAGAUCAUAAAUCUAAGGUAAAAGAAAUUGUGGCGCAGCACACGAAGGAGUGGUCGGAGAUGAUCAACACGCACAGCGCCGAAGAGCAAGAAAUGCGCGACUUUCAUCUGAGCCAGCAGUGCGAGUUACUCAAGAAGCUGCUCAUUAACGCUCAUGAACAGCAGACCCAGCAACUAAAGCUGUCGCAUGACAGGGAAAGCAAAGAAAUGCGUGCCAACCAAGCGAAAAUUUCUAUGGAAAACAGUAAAGCCAUAAGCCAAGACAAAUCUAUCAAAAACAAAGCUGAAAGGGAAAGGCGUGUCAGAGAACUGAACAGCAGCAACACAAAGAAAUUUCUGGAAGAGAGAAAGCGGCUGGCAAUGAAGCAAUCAAAGGAAAUGGAUCAGCUGAAAAAAGUUCAACUUGAGCAUCUAGAAAUUCUGGAGAAACAAAAUGAACAGCUUUUGAAAUCCUGUCAUGCAGUCUCUCAAACUCAAGGCAAAGGAGAUGCAGCAGAUGGUGAAGCUGGAAGCAGAGAUGGACCGCCGGCCAACCACAGUGGUAUAAAGCUUCACCAUGCAAACUGAAGUCUGAAAUCCAGUAUUGUUUUGUAUUUCCAAAGUUAACUCACUGAGGAUCAGACAGUGGUGUCUCUUCCACUUAGUGUCAAGUGUAGCUGCAAAUCACUGAUAAUGAGCUUGGAAUAUUUUGUAACGUUUGGAGUACUGCAUUUUAUUUUUGCCACAAUAGACCAUGCUUAUAAAAAAAAAAAACCAAACAAAUGUGAUUUAAAAUUUUUAAAAUUCAGAAAGCUGCUCUCCUUUAAAUGAGAUGUUUGUCUUUAUCGGGGUUACGGGAUCAGACCAGUCUAAUACAGUCCACACAUUCUGUUUGUUCUUGAAUAAUUUGCACUUGUCUGUAUUUUAUAUUAAAUUUUGUCUGGGCUUCCUUGCCUUUUGAGAGCCAGCCAGGUGUGCUGUAAUUUCCCAGAAAACACUCCGCAUUCUGAUGCAAGAGCCUUUGAUGAGGGACACUUGAUCAUUAUUGGGGGGUUUUAAGUAAUUUGACACUGUCUGUAAGUAUCUUUCUAGGAGAAAACAAUCUUUUAACUUUUUGUUUUGUUUUGCCAUGAGGACAACCUGGAAAUGUAGCAAAUUUAAUGCAAAUUAAAAUUACACAAGUGGGAUGUGCAACAAAAUGUUGCAGUGCAGAAUUCUCCCUUUUCAGGAUUCCAGCCGCUCCAUUCCACCCUCCCUGGUCGUCGUCCCCUCACCCGUGCCCUAACAGUCAGCAUUUUAUGACCACUGGCUAUGCUCAGUUCUGACUGGGCUGUUUUGGGAAGUUUCCCCCUUGAAGGUUUUUUUCUAAAAGUUUUUUGUACUUCUGCAAACCAUGGAUUUCCCCUGAGCCUGCUGAUGCCUCCUUCUUGUGCCUCAGUGAUGCCAUUUUGUCUACAUAAAGACUGGCACUUGGAGAACUGAGAUCACUAUGAAUAUCUAUGAUAUUGGGAAACCACCAUCCAUAAAACCAGUAGUUUAAUUAAAAGUAUAAAAGCUGUGCAGGUUAUUUCUGGAUUCAGAAUUAUGUCAUCAGCAAGUGCCACAUCAGGUUGGUCUUGUCCGGAUUGAAACUGACUUUUUUGUAAAAUGCUGCUGAAAGGAUUGUGAAGUGGCGAAAGGCUAUCCUCGUGCCAAACCUACUUGAUAUGGUAAAAAGUAAAGGAACUGUAUUGUAAGCACUUUAACCGAUGUUUACAUACUACUAACAGUUGCAUUUUGAUCCACUUGUUCCGAAACCCAAAUGCUACCACUCGUUGUAUCUUAAAAUUUGUUAACUAGCUGUUGUGAGAGAGCAGGAGGGUUUGUAACUGUGAAAUUGUAACGUAUUUAUACACAUGCAAUCACAAUAUUGUAGACAAUCACAUUCCUAUGGGGACAUCAACAACAGCGGUAAACAAAAUUCUGUUUGCAUGUGGUAUAAACACCAAUUUUGACUUCAGUGAAUAUUAUAUGACCGCACAGUAAUUCUCUUACUGGUAAAUAAAUACAGAGUCAGUGUAUGAUACAGAAUAUUUGAUUAAUUAACAAAACAUAAGUAUAUAUAUAUAAUAUAUAUAUAUAUAUAUAUAUAUAUAUAUAUAUAUAUAUAUAUGUGUGUGUAUAUGAAUUAUGUGGGCAUUCUUACUACUUCAAGUUCUAGUUGAAAAGGAAAAUAUGUUAAUUUAAUUUUACACAAUAUAUUUAUGCAGAUUUUCAGACUUUCAUAUCAGGAAUAACCCUUUUUAUGUCUGUUAGAUAUCCAAACAAUUUGCUACAGUAUUAAUGUGCAUGUUCUUACAACCCGCUGUAGUUACAAUGCAGAACCAUGCAUGUCAGCCUUCUGCUUGGAGUUGUCCAAUGCUGCCACCAUGAAAAGAGACUGUGGAGAACCGGUAGUUUAGAACAAAUCAGACAACUGAUUUCAGUAACACUCAGUACCAAUCAUGUUGUUGUAUAUGCUUGUACAAACUGAUUCUACAUAUUCCUAUAAAUGACAUUAAAUAAAGAAAUAAUUAUGUAACUGU
This is a messenger RNA of Elgaria multicarinata webbii, 5786 nucleotides long. RefSeq names its product phospholipase C beta 4 (gene PLCB4). The transcript has 40 exons. The coding region runs from base 190 to 3810 and encodes 1206 amino acids. Gene Ontology annotation, molecular function: calcium ion binding; phosphatidylinositol-4,5-bisphosphate phospholipase C activity. Lineage: Eukaryota; Metazoa; Chordata; Lepidosauria; Squamata; Anguidae. The record is from RefSeq and is a predicted model, not a curated record. Gene Ontology annotation, biological process: release of sequestered calcium ion into cytosol; lipid metabolic process; phosphatidylinositol-mediated signaling.